AUGAUUUAUGUUAAUCUUUUUGAUGAAAAUCAAAAAAAUGAUUUAGAUAAUAUUUCAUGUUAUUGGCAAUAUUUUUGCCAUGAAAAUUUUCAUUUUUGCCAAUAUGGAUGUAGUUUGACGAAAAAAUUAAAAAAGGGGUAUAAUUUGUUAAAUACAAACCCUUUGCAAGAAAACUGUUUUGUCAAUAUCGAAUGCGACGACUAUGAUAUUUAUUUCGAUACAGAAGACCCGACAUAUAUCUUUUUUUUCUCUAACACAUUCUUUCGAAUCACUUCAGAUUCUACAUUAUAUGUUAAUUUAUAUAAAGAGAAUGAAAAUGAAAGAAAAGGGUCUAAGAGCCAAAUUGGAAAAGCACAAAGCUCACUCAAAAAAGAUGAUUAUAAUAAAUGGAAUACCAAAAAAAAAAAGAAAUAUACAAAUAAUAAAAUAAUUAAUAAAUUAAAAAAUUUUAUAUCACAGAGAUUUAGAAAAGAAUUAAUCAAGUUAUUAAUUUUUUUUAUUAUUGUCUAUUUGAUAUUUUUAUACCUAUUUAUAUAUACCUAUUUACAACGGAAACGGUGA
Plasmodium vinckei vinckei is the source of this 561-nucleotide messenger RNA. RefSeq names its product conserved Plasmodium protein, unknown function. Bases 1 to 561 code for a protein of 186 amino acids. The record is from RefSeq and is a predicted model, not a curated record. The transcript has 3 exons. Lineage: Eukaryota; Apicomplexa; Aconoidasida; Haemosporida; Plasmodiidae.